AUGAGGACUGUGGGAACAAUUGUUAAUGAGAUGGGAAUUGACCGAUGCACAAGGAAAGUUUUUAAAAGGAUACACAACGAAAAGUGGAAAACACAUUUAGUACAUAUAAAGAAGACACCUUGCAGCAGCUGUGAGAUUUGCAACAAGGAUUUCACUGAGCAAAGUUAUCUAGUAAGGCACAUAAGAGUACAUAUAAAGGAAAAGCGAUACAGCUGUGAGCUUUGCAACAAAAUCUUCGCCAAGAAAUGUCUAAUAAGGCGCAGAAGAGUCCAUACAAAUGAGAAGCCAUACAGCUGUAAGAUUUGCAGCAAGGCCUUCUCUCAGACAAGUCAUGUAGUAGGGCACAUGAGAGCAAUCAGAGUAGAAGACUAUAAUGCCAUGUCAUCUGCACAGUCCAGGUAA
Penaeus monodon (black tiger shrimp) is the source of this 402-nucleotide messenger RNA. RefSeq names its product zinc finger protein 83-like. Gene Ontology annotation, biological process: regulation of transcription by RNA polymerase II. The coding region runs from base 1 to 402 and encodes 133 amino acids. The record is from RefSeq and is a predicted model, not a curated record. The transcript has 2 exons. NCBI's taxonomy places the organism in Eukaryota, Metazoa, Arthropoda, Malacostraca, Decapoda, Penaeidae. Gene Ontology annotation, molecular function: DNA-binding transcription factor activity, RNA polymerase II-specific; RNA polymerase II cis-regulatory region sequence-specific DNA binding.